AUGGGGUUGAGAGCAUUUGCAUGUUUCAUGCUUUUGUCAGUGUUCUCGGUGACAAUAGCUGAAUAUGUUGAUGUCAGGGUUAGAGGAGUGGUUUCAAUAGCUAGCACAGAUGACAAUUUCAUAUGUGCAACCCUAGAUUGGUGGCCAACUGAUAAAUGUGAUUAUGGCCAAUGUCCUUGGGGAAAUGCUGGAAUUUUUAGUCUGGAUUUAGAGAACAAGAACUUGAUCAAUGCAGUAAAGGCAUUUGGCUCAAUAAGGCUUAGAAUUGGAGGUUCAUUGCAAGACAGUGUUACUUAUGGAUUUGGCUAUGGAGUGAAAGACUGCAACCGGUGGAAGAAAGACAGUUCUGCGCUUUUCGGGUUCAGUGGUGCUUGCCUUGACAGGAAAAGAUGGGAUGAGAUCCAUGACUUUUUCAAUAAGACACAAGCCAAACUCUGGUUUGGACUGAACGCCCUUCAUGGGAAGAAUCCAGACUCAAAAGACAAGGUUCUUUGGGUUGGUGAUUGGGACGAAAGAAAUGCUCGUGAUCUCAUGGAGUAUACCAUCUCAAAGGGUUACCCUGUUGAGUCAUAUGAGCUUGGAAAUGAGCUAUGUGGGGGUGGGGUUGCUGCAAGAAUAGAAGCUCAACAAUAUGCCAAAGACAUCAAGAAGCUCAAACAACUUGUGACAGAGUUGUUCCCAGAUGGUAAACAGCCAAAGGUUUUAGGCCCCGGCGGGUUUUAUGAUAAACAGUGGUUCAAUGACUUUCUGCUGGCCACUGGACCUGGUGUCCUGGACGGCGUGACUCAUCACACUUACAAUCUUGGUCCUGGUGUUGAUUCAACCCUUAUAAACAAGGUUCAAGACCCAUUUUACCUGGACAAUUCAGCUCAGACAUAUAAUGAUGCUGCAAACUCAGUUAAAGAGUUUGCGCCUUGGACCGACCCUUGGGUUGGUGAGGCUGGUGGAGCUUACAACAGUGGUGGCAAAGAUGUUUCACAUACCUUUGCUAAUGGCUUUUGGUAUUUGGACCAACUUGGUAUGACAGCAAGCUACAGUCACAAGGUUUUCUGCAGACAAGCCUUGAUUGGGGGAAACUAUGGGCUACUUAAUACCACAUCUUUCAUCCCUAAUCCUGACUACUAUGGUGCACUCCUGUGGCAUAGACUGAUGGGAAAUCAAGUGCUUUCUACCGUUCAUUACGGCUCUCCUUUCUUGCGUGCAUAUUCUCAUUGUUCAAAAAAUAAGCCUGGGGUCACUCUGCUUUUGAUCAACAUGUCCAACUCUACUACCUUUGAUGUCGAAGUUUUCCCUGAGUUCAAUUCGCAUCCUUCGCAAGGAUAUGAAGAACAACUGGACACAAACUCAGCUGGUACACCAAUGAGAGAAGAGUAUCAUUUGACACCUGAAGGAGGCAAUAUCCAGAGUGAUGUGCUGCUACUCAAUGGAAUCCCAUUGAAGCUCACAGAGUCAUUCGACAUUCCUGAAAUGCAACCAAAACUAGUUGAUCCUACCUCUACAGUUAGUAUUGCACCAGAUUCUUUCGUCUUUGUAUCUAUCAAGGAUUUCCAUGCCCCUGCAUGCGCUUAG
Messenger RNA from Argentina anserina (silverweed cinquefoil), 1569 nucleotides. RefSeq names its product heparanase-like protein 2. The transcript has 8 exons. NCBI's taxonomy places the organism in Eukaryota, Viridiplantae, Streptophyta, Magnoliopsida, Rosales, Rosaceae. Gene Ontology annotation, cellular component: plant-type cell wall; membrane. Gene Ontology annotation, molecular function: beta-glucuronidase activity. Bases 1 to 1569 code for a protein of 522 amino acids. The record is from RefSeq and is a predicted model, not a curated record.